This is a messenger RNA of Hyalella azteca, 1170 nucleotides long. RefSeq lists its product as uncharacterized. The record is from RefSeq and is a predicted model, not a curated record. The coding region runs from base 1 to 1170 and encodes 389 amino acids. The transcript has 2 exons. NCBI's taxonomy places the organism in Eukaryota, Metazoa, Arthropoda, Malacostraca, Amphipoda, Hyalellidae.
AUGUGGAUUCAGGGCUGUUCGAUCGACGGUGGACAUGAUUUUUCCCUGCGUCAGCUGCAGGAGAAGUGCAAUGAGCAGCAGAUGCCUCUCCACGUCGCUUUUAUUGACCUAACGAAGGUUUUUGACCUGGUUAGUCGUGACGGACUUUUCCACUUGUUGCAGAAGAUCGGCUGCCCACCGCGCUUACUCGCGGUGGUCAAGUCCUUCCACGAAAAUAUGCACGGCACGGUUUGCUUCAACGGUGUGACCUCAGAAGCUUUUCCAGUCAGCAGCGGAGUGAAGCAGGGUUGCGUGCUCGCGCCCACGCUUUUUGGUAUCUUCUUCUCCAUGCUUCUUCGGUACGCCUUCGCGGACUGUAACGAAGGCGUUUUCAUACACACCAGACACGACGGCAAGCUCUUCAAUAAGGUCACCAGGGUCCUAAUCCGCGAGAUGCUCUUCGCCGACGAUGCAGCCUUGGCAUCACAUACCGAGGGAGGACUCCAGCAGCUUAUCACCCGCUUUGCUAAUGCCUGUAAAGAGUUUGGCCUGACCAUCAGCCUGGGAAAGACUAAGACUAAACUGUGCGUCUACAAGGCUUGCGUCCUCGGCACUCUCCUGUAUGGUUGCGAGACAUGGACCACCUAUGCGGGGCACGAAAGGAAACUCGACGGCUUCCACAUGAGGUGUCUCCGACGCAUACUGCAGAUCAAGUGGCAGGACAGAGUUCCCAAUUCUGUGGUACUAGAGCGAUCAAAUAUGAUUAGUCUGCUCUCAGUUCUCAGCGAGAGAUGUCUCAAGUGGCUGGGACAUGUCAGUAGGAUGGGAGCGGGCCGCAUACCCAAAGACCUCCUCUACGGCGAGCUCGUGGAAGGCCGACGGAAAACGGGACGCCCGAAACUACGCCUCAAGGACAUCUGCAUGAGGGAUUUGAAACGGUGCCGCAUCGACCCAUCCUCGUGGCAGACCCAAGCAGCUGACCGCCAGGGUUGGAGACGCGCUGUCGGGCAGGCCGUGUCCUGCGCUGAGGUCGAGCGCCGCGAUGGCGACUCUCAAAGGAGAUUCAGACGGAAACAGCGGGCGACGCAGCAGCGACAGCCAUCUGCCUUCACCUGUGAUGGCUGUGGAUUGGCUUGUCACUCCAGGAUCGGUCUGCACAGCCACUCUCGGCGAUGCAGGCGGGACCAAUAG